Sabethes cyaneus is the source of this 2889-nucleotide messenger RNA. It is a transcript of the gene Hsc70-5, whose product is annotated as heat shock 70 kDa protein cognate 5. Gene Ontology annotation, biological process: protein refolding; cellular response to unfolded protein. The record is from RefSeq and is a predicted model, not a curated record. Gene Ontology annotation, cellular component: cytoplasm; mitochondrion. Gene Ontology annotation, molecular function: ATP binding; heat shock protein binding; misfolded protein binding. NCBI's taxonomy places the organism in Eukaryota, Metazoa, Arthropoda, Insecta, Diptera, Culicidae. The transcript has 7 exons. Bases 283 to 2310 code for a protein of 675 amino acids.
UACGAGAAAAGAAAAGUCGAAAAUUUUCGUUCAUUUGAAGUUGAACAACGUACGUUAUCAGACGUGUUUUUCCGUUCGUGCCUAACGUUAGGCGAGAAAGAGUGUGUGCGUGCAGUGGUGUGAAAAGAAAAAUCUGUCAAAAGUCAAAACGAACCAACCACAGAGACCGAAGAGAAGCAGCAGAUUCUCCAAAGCAGAAGAUUGCAUCAUAAGUUUUCCAGAAACGUGAUUUUUGCUGUCGUACUCAGAUAAUUACGCCGGAGCAAGUGAAAUUGCAGAAAAAUGUUGAAGGCAGCUAAGUUUCUAACUCGUACUUUAACGGAAAACCGCACCGUGCUACAAAAUGGCGGAAUCCUCGGCAACAGUAUGCAGGCUCGAUUCAAAUCCGACACCGUCAAAGGUGCCGUAAUUGGUAUCGAUCUUGGCACGACAAACUCCUGUGUGGCCGUGAUGGAGGGUAAGCAAGCGAAGGUAAUCGAGAAUGCCGAAGGUGCCCGCACGACCCCAUCCCAUGUUGCCUUCACAAAGGACGGUGAACGGCUCGUCGGAAUGCCAGCAAAGCGCCAAGCUGUUACCAAUUCCGCAAACACAUUCUACGCAACGAAGCGUUUGAUUGGCCGGCGGUUUGACGAUGCCGAGAUCAAAAAGGAUUUGAAGAAUCUGUCCUAUAAGGUGAUGAAGGCUUCCAAUGGAGACGCUUGGGUUCAGGGUACCGACGGAAAGGUCUAUUCGCCGAGCCAGAUCGGAGCGUUUGUGUUGAUGAAGAUGAAGGAAACGGCUGAGGCUUAUUUGAAUACUAGCGUUAAAAAUGCCGUUGUUACGGUACCUGCAUAUUUCAACGAUUCUCAGCGUCAGGCUACCAAAGAUGCCGGGCAGAUUGCCGGUCUGAAUGUGUUGCGAGUGAUAAACGAACCGACUGCUGCUGCGCUGGCGUACGGUAUGGACAAGAGCGAGGACAAGAUCAUCGCUGUUUACGAUUUGGGUGGUGGUACUUUUGAUAUUUCUAUUCUGGAAAUCCAGAAGGGUGUAUUUGAGGUAAAAUCCACCAACGGCGAUACUCUGCUGGGCGGAGAAGAUUUUGAUAACCACAUCGUCAAUUAUCUGGUAACGGAAUUCAAACGAGAACAGGGAAUCGAUAUCACCAAGGACCCAAUGGCGAUGCAGCGCCUGAAGGAAGCUGCCGAGAAGGCGAAAUGUGAACUCUCAUCAUCGGUGCAGACCGACAUCAAUCUCCCUUACAUUACGAUGGACGCUUCUGGACCUAAACAUUUGAAUCUGAAAUUCACUCGCGCCAAGCUGGAACAGUUGGUCGGAGAUCUGAUUAAACGUACGAUUGCUCCUUGCCAAAAGGCGCUGUCCGAUGCCGAAGUUUCGAAGUCGGAUAUCGGUGAGGUUCUGCUGGUCGGUGGAAUGUCCCGUAUGCCGAAGGUUCAACAGACUGUACAGGAGAUCUUCGGUCGUACACCAUCGCGCGCGGUGAAUCCCGACGAAGCUGUCGCUGUUGGUGCUGCCGUUCAGGGCGGAGUACUCGCCGGUGACGUUACGGAUGUGCUGCUUCUGGACGUAACCCCACUAUCGCUGGGUAUCGAAACUUUAGGUGGUGUUUUCACCCGACUAAUCACCCGUAAUACGACCAUUCCUACCAAGAAAUCACAGGUCUUUUCUACGGCUGCUGACGGUCAAACCCAGGUUGAAAUCAAGGUCCAUCAGGGUGAGCGUGAAAUGGCUUCCGAUAACAAGAUGCUUGGUUCCUUCACGUUGGUUGGUAUUCCUCCAGCACCUCGCGGUGUUCCACAAAUCGAAGUCAUUUUUGACAUUGACGCGAACGGUAUCGUCCAUGUUUCUGCCAGGGACAAGGGCACCGGAAAGGAGCAGCAAAUUGUGAUUCAAUCCUCCGGCGGUUUAAGCAAGGACGAAAUUGAGAACAUGAUUAAGAAUGCCGAACAGUAUGCCGCUACCGAUAAGCAGAAGAAGGAACGAAUCGAAGCCAUCAAUCAAGCUGAGGGUAUUGUUCACGACACCGAGUCGAAGAUGGAAGAGUUUAAGGAUCAAUUACCCAAGGAAGAGUGUGAUAAAUUGCGUGAAGAAAUCACUAAGGUGCGUGAAAUUUUAGCUAAUAAGGAUGAGGCCGAUCCGGAAGAAAUCCGAAAGACCGUCAGUACUCUGCAACAGUCUUCGUUGAAACUGUUUGAGAUGGCUUACAAAAAGAUGGCUUCCGAGCGUGAAAGCAGUGGCUCCAGCUCGGGCACUAGCGACAGCAGCAGCAGCAGCAGUAGUGAGGAAGCCGAGAAGAAAGAGAACAAAAAUUAAAACAACUGUGUUUUAAACCAAUCUGCAAAACCCCCGCAUCCUGUAAAAAUAGUUCUAGCCAUUAUACCCUGUUGUAGUGUUAAUGAAAUUUGGUCGAGCAUAGCGAAAACAGUACGAAAACGCACUUAUACAAACACAAUUAGUUUAGUUUCCCACUUCACUAUAUCACUUUACUGAGAUUUUAAAGCAUGAAACUACAAACUGGUAACAUUUCAUGUUAAAAUACUACGGAAUUCCCAAAAUAAUCCGAGUAGUAUUUAGUUUUUUAAAGUGGUUUAAACCGACGACAUAGUCGGCUGUCAUUUCGCGCAGCAGCAUCUGAGUCGCAGUAGGUAUGGGAAAUAAUACUGUCUGACCGCUGACGUUAGGUACUGAGUAGGAGAAAUUAUCGAAUAGUUUUGUCAUUACGUUUCGACUCUGAAAACCAAAUUGUUCGGUAAGGAAAUUAUUGAUAACUGUUGUACAGAUAUAUAAACCCGAUUGUGGCACAUAAAAAUUGUGCUCGAACAACACAAAAAGGAGAAGUGUCACCCCCCAGCCAGGUGAGAAUGACUCUAUUGCAAUAAAGUAAGGUUAAAU